Uncinocarpus reesii 1704 is the source of this 1575-nucleotide messenger RNA. RefSeq lists its product as uncharacterized. NCBI's taxonomy places the organism in Eukaryota, Fungi, Ascomycota, Eurotiomycetes, Onygenales, Onygenaceae. Gene Ontology annotation, biological process: DNA metabolic process. The transcript has 4 exons. The record is from RefSeq and is a predicted model, not a curated record. Gene Ontology annotation, molecular function: oxidoreductase activity, acting on the CH-CH group of donors; DNA binding; ATP binding. Bases 1 to 1575 code for a protein of 524 amino acids.
AUGGAGCCUCCAGUGCUCCCCCCGGUUUCUUCCCAAAGCCCCCCGCGCUACCCUCCGUUAAUCGAAGACGAUCCCAUAUUCCGUCGCAUGGUGUCCCUUCACCUCCCUGAGCCGAUUCCCGCAAGAACUCGUUCAGGAUCUAACCCGGUUCUCCCCCUUGGCUGGAGAACACUUCACCCCAUUGGAAUUAAAGAAGGAAUCGUGCCCAGGGGUUAUGAGCAGCAAUAUGGUGGACAGGCAUUUGGAUGGCGAAAAUGGAGGGAUUUUGCAGAAGCCAGGAGAAGGCUGAUUAGCCGCGAUCCAAAUAUCGCGUGGACAAGUGGCCAGUGGAUGACUGAACGGAAGGGAGGAAGUGAUGUUCGUGGCACGGAAACAGUAGCCAGGAAGCUUUCAGCUGCAGAGAAAUCGGAGUCAGACGGCGUUGAUGCCAACAGCUUGCCCCUGGGCCCAUGGCGCAUUGACGGAUUCAAAUGGUUUUCUUCAGCAACAGAUGCGAAUAUGACCAUUCUGCUUGCUAAAACAAGUCAGGACGGAGCCGUCAGUGCUUUCUAUGCACCGCUACGAAGAAGAGUAAAAGGAGGUAACGGCGAAACCGAGCUAAACGGAAUCCGGAUUCAACGGCUCAAAAACAAACUGGGGACGAAGCCUGUGCCUACGGCAGAGCUGGAACUUAAAGGGAUGAGGGCAUACCUCAUUGGAAAGGAGGGACAGGGAGUCAAAGAGAUUUCCACUCUUCUUAACAUAACCAGGUUACAGAACGCCAUUGCAGCUGCAUAUGCGAAAGUCAGAAUGGUCAGAAACACAUUGUUGAUGGACAUGCCAGCGCAUGUCAGGAAACUCGCACAGGACUACGUCAAAUAUGCAGCUAACAUGCAUCUAACAUUCCUUUUGGCAGCCUUGCUUGGCCUCUCUGAGGGACAGGACAGUGGUCCAACACCCGCAGCGCGAGCAAACAUUGUCCCUCAGACCCAGCGGGAAGCACAGGCACUCCUGCGGCUUCUUACGCCGAUGGUCAAAGCCCAGACCGCGCUUCGAGCGAUCAAGGGGGUACGCGCAUGUAUGGAAAACCUCGGUGGCGUCGGAUAUCUUGAGAACGAGGAUCCGUUAUUCAAUAUUGCUCGAAUCUUCAGAGAUUCAUGCGUGUUAAGCAUUUGGGAAGGGACCACAGAUAUUAUGGCUGACGACCUCAUUCGUGUGGCCAAGGGGAGAGAAGGCUCAGAAUGUCUUGCGGUAUUAGGUGCCUGGGUUUCAAAUGUAUUGGGUGCGGCUGAUUCAAAAGGAUUCGGCAACGAAGCCCGACAGCUGCGGCGGGUAUGGGAGCACUGGCUCACAGGGAUCAAAACCAAGGAGAAGGAGCAGUUGAAAUGGGAAGGCAGAAGCUAUUUACGGGACCUCGAGCAUGUGGUCUGUGGCUGCCUUUUGAUUUUAGAUGCCUCGAGAGACCGGGACGAUGUUGUUAGAGAGAUUGCUAGACGCUGGAUCCUUGGAGACAGCACUCAAGGGCCCUGGAAAGCACAAGCCGAGUGGGACAGACGCAUUGUGUUUGGGGCAGCGUUGAGAAAUACCCGAUUGUGA